Saccostrea cuccullata (small rock oyster) is the source of this 3132-nucleotide messenger RNA. Its product is annotated as Krueppel-like factor 6. Lineage: Eukaryota; Metazoa; Mollusca; Bivalvia; Ostreida; Ostreidae. Gene Ontology annotation, biological process: regulation of transcription by RNA polymerase II. The coding region runs from base 525 to 1487 and encodes 320 amino acids. Gene Ontology annotation, molecular function: DNA-binding transcription factor activity, RNA polymerase II-specific; RNA polymerase II cis-regulatory region sequence-specific DNA binding. The record is from RefSeq and is a predicted model, not a curated record. The transcript has a single exon.
AAUAUAAACUGGAGAGGGGUCCCCCCGUAAUCUCACUUGAAUCUCGUGAUGGGGGGACUAAUUACUCUAUCCACCAAUCGGCGCUGAUAUUAAUAGGCCGUGCACAUAUAGCACUUAGGAUUCGUGUAAUAAGGGGUGAUAAGACAUUUAUUUUUCUUUCAUUCAUAAGACGUUGUAUAUUAAGAGAGCUCGUAUACAUUUACAAACCGGCUAGCUAGUGUCAUUCAAUUUUCCCCCUAUACGACUGACACGUUACUCUGGGCCUAACAGGUAUAUACAUCAUUAUUCAAGCAAACGACAAUAUUAUUUAUACUGCACCACGUGGAGGAAAAAAUACCUACUUGUUAGCAGACGAUAUAUAGACAGAAGAACUAAAACAUUGAUUAGUGGCGUGAAAACAAAAUUAAUAGAGAGUCACUCAAUGCUCGCCGGUUAACAUCGAAUUAUACAUGUACUUCACCGCAAUAGAUAGACAGAAGAAGGAAUAAAGGAUUGAUCCUGUGUGCGGUGAUAUAUUCGUGGCCAUGGAAGACUUUCUUCCGCUCUGCUCGAGCUUGGAGAGAGAGCAAUACACUUUACAGAGACUAAACUCAUCCGGCGAGGAAACGGACCCCGGAUAUAACGGAUACCGGAGCAGUAGUCCGUCUUCGUCAGUCUGGAGCUUGGAUAGCAUGGACGACGAGGUGUAUCUGGAAUACUUAUUUUCUCAAGGACUCGCUGACAGCAUUGAAAAACCUGACCCGGUAAGUCCCGAGAUUGUUAAUAACUGUAGCGCCAAAAUUUCGUCUUUCUGUGAUUCGUACUGCAAUCAGCUGUUCAGUAUAGACCAUUCGCUGUCUCCGGUUUCUUCCUGUGGCGGCCGUUCUACUAGGGAUGAAGUUUUUGAGGAGGAGUCCUCAAACUCAGAUUCGCCUGACAGUGAAUUCGUGGUGUUAGGAGUGGGACUGCAAAGUCUAAUGCAUAAUUACUGUGCAAAACCAAGCAACGAAAACAAUGUUAGUGAAUAUAAAAUAGAUUUACCAAAAAAUACUCAGUUUGUAGCUUACUCACGAGGGCACCACGUGAGUAUCACUAGGCAACCACUGUCUCAUUCGUCUGCAAAUUCUUUACUUUCGCACAAAAGUCUUCUGAAUACAAUUGCCUCAGCUUCAGCAGUUUCCAAGGCAACGAUUCCGAGACCAGCCACUUCUACCCCGGCCAAAGAUCCAAAAGUGGAAGAGAAAAUUUACCAUUGUACUUACAAUGGUUGCAACAAAGUGUACAGCAAAAGCUCGCACCUGAAAGCACAUUUACGCCGACAUACGGGUGAAAAGCCGUUCUCUUGCACCUGGCCCGGAUGCGGAUGGAGGUUUUCACGCUCUGAUGAACUUGCCCGUCAUAAACGAUCGCAUUCUGGAAUAAAACCGUAUCAAUGUAAGAUUUGUGAAAAAAGGUUCUCUAGAUCCGACCAUCUAUCAAAACAUCUUAAGGUUCAUAGGAAAAGGUAACAUUAGGUGGCUUAGAAAUCCGACAUCCUGCCAAAAAUUUAUUUUUAGUUACAAAAAUGACGUGUGUUCGAAUUGAAAAUACUUAUGGUGCUAUCAUUUGGAGACUGAGAAAAUUUUGCCAGAAAAUGAAAUCCAGGGAGUACAUGUGUUAGUAAGUUUUCAUCACCAAAACUCACUCAUGAAUAUAACAUUUCUUGCUUUUGGGGGAAUGAAAAUUCGUCAUCUUCAUUCUUAAAGGACUUCUAAAAAAUGUAUGAAGUAAAUAUUCUUGAAAAAAAAAUUGUAAAGACUUGUAUGGCGUGACCAAGAAUGAUCGAUGGGGGAGCUAGAAGAGAUAUUUAGGAGCUGGAGUUUAGAGCUAUCCUCUUAUACAAUUAAUCAAUAUGGCUUCAUGUUGGAAUCUGUCUCCGACCAUCAUAUUAUGCAUGCUUACAGAAGGGAAAAAACGAUACAGUGAUUAAAUGAGUAAAGUAUUGGUUUGGAUCCAAAAGAUUUUAUUUUUAUGGUCUUUUUUCUACUAUGCAGCAGUUCUGUUCAAAAUUGAUUGCAUGUAUUUUGCAAUUGGAUCCAGUAAGAAAAUGAAGGUUGUGCACACUUCCAUUCCAUUUUCAUUUUAUGCACUCAUUCGCUUUCAUUAACAAGGGUAAAGGUCUAGAGUAAUUUACGUUUUAUUGUGUAUUAAAACAGCUCUAAAAAGCACACACUGUGAUAGUGUAUAGCCGUUUUGUUUUCUAGGCGCUUUAGCGUGUAGCCUCGGGGGAACAUUCCAUAUAUUUGAAAGAUUCAAGUAUGUUGAUUAUUCAGAAAACAAAGCUAUAUAUCCAUCUAUUAUCUUUACAAGUUAAUUUACACACGGUGCAGAAAACAGUCCCCUAGUCUAAUAAUUAAAUUCUCUUUUAUGCGUGAGAAAGUUUAUAUAUUUCAUGUUUGAAUGAAUUUUAAGUUCCAUUUCGUAAUUUUCCACAUAUUUAAUCCAAUGCAUCAUGUAUCGUGUUAAUGUGCGAAGUAAGUCAUUUUGAGUGUUUGCAAGUGCGAAUUCAUGCAUAUUCAUUUUAGUUUAACAUUAUGCCGGGAGCUGUUGCAAAAUUCAUUUAGUUGUUAUGUAGGAAAGUGCAGUGCAUGGGUAAACGUUCAGAGAGAGAGAGAGAAAGAGAGAGAGAGAGAUUGAGUCUGUGCUAGGUGACUGAUUCAUAUUGCAUCAUUAUAUACGGCGGGCUGGUUUCCGUCGAUUCAUAUAACCCCCUUAAUAGUAAACAUAAUCCUUUAAGAGUCAAAGUCCUCUUAAAUUGUCCACAUCAUGUCCUUCAGUUUUACAACAUAGUGGCGGAUCUAUGACGUGUCGAAAGGUGUAAUUGUUAUGGUUUUUUUAAAUGAAAUAUCAAUAUUUAAGUCUAUUCCACCACAAUUUUAUGGUGUGUUUUUUUCUACAAAUAUUUACCAGACUUAAAACUGUAGUUAAUAAUAAUAUAGUUCCCUGUACAAAUACUCAGAUAUCUUAUUUCACCUUGCUUUAAAUUUAAUGUUACCGGGUUUUCAAUUAUUUGUUUACAUACCGGUAAAACAAGUUUUCACGUUUUAUUUUUCUGAGCAUUUUUAUAAAAGGCACGGUAAUGGAAUUUCCCUAUAUUUGUAUAUAAAAACAAAA